This is a messenger RNA of Salarias fasciatus (jewelled blenny), 7872 nucleotides long. RefSeq names its product chondroitin sulfate proteoglycan 4 (gene cspg4). NCBI's taxonomy places the organism in Eukaryota, Metazoa, Chordata, Actinopteri, Blenniiformes, Blenniidae. Gene Ontology annotation, biological process: anatomical structure morphogenesis. The coding region runs from base 40 to 6987 and encodes 2315 amino acids. The record is from RefSeq and is a predicted model, not a curated record. The transcript has 11 exons.
CGUGGAGCCUGGAGGACUUUAACUCUGAGCGACGACAAAAUGAGAGCCCUGCAUUCGGUCCUGGCCGGCGCCUUCCUGACCCUGCUCUGCUGUCUGCCCAGCCCCGGCCAUGGAGAAUCAUACUUUGGGGACAGCGUCUGCAGUUUACAAGCCUUCCAAGACGUCUCCACCUUCCACCUGUCACUUCAGAUCAAGACAAGCCGGCGGAGCGGACUGCUGCUGCUGGCUGCAGGGAUGGAGGACUACCUGUUCCUUGAGCUCUACAACGGGAAAGUACAGGCACGAAUGAACAUGGGAGCUGGUGAGAUAACCCUGACCUCGUCACAAGGAGUACAGCUCAACAACCUUCUUUUCCACAAAGUAUCACUCACCCUGCAAGAUGGCAAGCUCACUAUGAUCAUCGACGAGCUCUUUCCAACGUAUGUCCCGGUAAACGACGACGGUGAGGAACUCAACAUCGAUCUGGGGCUUUGGAUUGGAGGAACAGCAGACCUGGAUACUCCCUAUCUCAGCACUGCCAUCCCCCCAUUCCGCGGCUGCAUAACUGAAGUCAAAUUCGAGUCCCAUCAGUUUGAUAUUCUGAGCUCAGCCUUUAAACAAUGCCAGCACACAAAGGAAUCCUGCAGCAGCGAGUUUGAGGCUGGAGACGGGGAGGCAACCAGUUUCAGCACACCAGAUUCUUUUGUUUCUUUCCCCACCUGGAGUGGAGCAAGCGGCGCUCCAAGAGCCUUGGAGUUUCUGAUGAAGACCACUAUCGAGGAUGCUUUACUUGUUUUCCACCCUGGCCGAGAUUCAGACUUCAUCGCUAUUGGAGUUGUGAAAGGCCACCUCAAAGGUAUUCUGGACCUCGGGAACGGUGUUGAGGUGCUGGAGAACACUCAGGUGCAGCUGGAUGACGAUCAGUGGCAUAGAGUCAAGGUUCAAGUGGCUGACGAUGCAUUUGUUCUCAAUAUAGACAGCCAGUCCGCCACCCUUCCUCUUGACUCCUCACAGACCCUGGAAUUGGUUGGGAAUCUGUAUUUAGGAGGCAUCCAGGCAAAAAUGAAGGAAGUGUUUAGAGAAAAUGGUCCAUUAAAUCGUUUUGAUGAGGAGGACAUGACAUCAGAGUCCUUCAUUGGUUGCUUAGGAGAAAUCAAAGUAAAUCAAAAAGACAGAAGUCUGCAGGAUGCUUUGGUGACCAAGGAUGUUCAUGUUAAAUGUGAGGGAGAGGAUUAUGACUACUCAAGUUAUUAUGAUUCUGAGACAACCACAACAUCCCCACCUGUCCGCAUCCUGUAUGGAGAUACGGACUUGAAUGAACAGCAAUGCAUCCCAACAGAUGACACACUAGAUAUAUUCAAAAACGUAACAAAACUUCUCGAUGUCAGCCCACUGCUCGUGCCAGAAGGUGGGGAGGUUCUUCUCGAUAUCAACAAUUUGCAUCCUACAUUUGACCUUGGUGCAGCAGGACUACGUCAGUCUCAGAUUAUCUUUACUCUCAUGAAUGAUCCCUGGUAUGGCAUAGUCGAUAUGAACAUCAACACAAGACGCACUCAAAAGUUCACUCUUCUAGAUGUUAUCAAUCAAAAAAUCAAGUACAUGCAUGAUGGCAACGAAAGGCACCAGGACCAGAUCCAGCUUGAGGUGAUUGCCCAUGGCAAUGAAGAUGUUCCAGAGUGCUUGAAAACUCCUCAUGAGUACAUCCUCCCUGUUGAAAUUCUCCCUGUUAAUGAUAUCCCACAACUCAGUGGAGGAGAAAUCACCGUCACAGAAAAUGGCAGAACCCGUCUGAGUCCCAGUCUCAUCAAAAUAAUGGACUCUGAUACCAGAUGUGAUGAACUAGUUGUAACAGUGACUUCAGAUACUUCUAUGGAGGUCGGUUACUUAGAGAAUAACCAGCAACCAGGAAGAAGCAUUUCCGAGUUCACUUGCAGAGAAUUGAAAGAUGGAAAUAUCUAUUUUGUACACAGAGGAAGGAAUCAUGCCGAACUUACCUUGAGAGUGUCAGAUGGACAGUCAGUAAGUCAUUCGACCAGCUUUGCAGUGUCUGUGGCGCAGCCCCAUAUGACGAUUGUCACCAACACCGGACUUCUUUUGCAGCAAGGAGGCAACGCCUCCAUUGGCAUCCAAAAUCUGGCUGUUCUCGCUCACCCUCGCAGUGGGGACAUUGUGUACAACAUCACACAGCCUUUGAUGUUUGGAGAGCUUCUGGUUAUGACAAGUGAUGGGAGGUACAGGCAAGCCUCAACGUUCCAUCAGUCUGAUUUGGAUCAGAAACGCCUCAUAUACUUCAGCACUGACUCAAGCGACCAGGAGGAUGUUGUGGUGGAGCGGAUUCAGUUCAACGCCCACCUGGGGCAGUUCUCCCUCUGGAACAACACCUUUUUGGUCAAGAUUAUUCCCGCUAAAGUGAGAGUUUCUAAUCUAGUGCCACUGGAAAUGGAGCCAGGUGAAGAGCAAACCAUCGGAUACACAGAGCUUCAGGCGGAAGUAAAAGAUAAAAACCCUGAUCCAGCAACUGUUAAGUAUAUCCUUGUCAAGCCUCCAACACUGGGUAGUCUUAUGUUGUCAGAACAAGAGUUGGGUGAGGGGGACAUGUUUACCCAGAGGGACAUUUUGGACAAUGCAGUUAGCUAUCGGGUCCUGGUACGUAGAGCUGUAGCUAGUGUUGAUGAGUUUCAGUUUAGGGUUUUUGCUGAGGAUCAAUAUUCUCCAAUGUACACCUUCCCCAUUCAGAUCCUUGCCAGUGCAGAUGCUCCAGUUCUGACCACUGAGAGGCUGAUUGUCUUGCAGGGGGGUGAGCAGACUCUGAACAAAAACUACCUUUGGAUGCAGUCCCCAACCUCCUCAGAUUUUGUGUAUCGCGUCACUCAAGGACCAAAGUAUGGACGACUGAUAAGGGACUCCCCACCUGGAAUGCCGAGAUUUGAGGGAGCAAUUAGAGUUUUUAGUAAUGAAGACCUCCAGCUUGAUAGGCUAAUUUACAAGCAUGAUGGCUCUAAGACAAGCAGUGAUGAGUUCCAGUUUGUCGCAAGCGAUCAAUCGGAGGAUGCAGACAAUCCAGAAAGCAUAAAUGGUGUUUUCAGAAUAGCGAUCCAUUCCAAGAAUGAGCACGCUCCCGUCAGGAUUGUGGAUGAAGUCUUCAAUGUGGUCCGCUACGGUCAACGGUUGCUAACCACAGAUGUCAUCCAGUUUAGGGACGAUGACUCGGGCUUCAAUGACACUCAAAUCGUCUACGCCCGUGAAGGGAUCCUCUCAGGAAAUAUUGUGUCAACAUCCAAUCCAUCCCUGCCCCUUUUCCGAUUUACACAAGCAGACUUGCGGGACAAGAAUGUCCUGUUCAUUCACCAUGGAGCUGAUCGGGAACGCUUCUCACUCCAGGUGUCUGAUGGUUACCAUAAAACCACCGCAUUGCUUCAGAUCCAGGCAGGCGAGGCCUACCUGCGAGUGGUGAACAACACAAUCAUCGUCAUUGAUCAUGGAAGCACCAAAACCCUCAACACAACACUGCUGAGCGCUGAAACCAACAUGGACAUCAGAGAUGACAGCGAGAUCACGUUCCAGAUUACGUCGCCACCCAGCGAUGGCAGGAUUAUCGUGAGUGGAAUUGAGGCUUCGGAAUUCACACAGGAGGACUUGAAAAAAGGAGUUGUGUCAUACGAGCACAAUUACGAGAGUUUGAGAUCCAAGGACUCCUUCAGCUUCACGGUGCAGGCGAGAGGGCACUCUGAGGAGGGCACGUUCAGGAUUAAAAUAUUCAAGCAAGGUUACUUCUCUGAGCCUGAGGUGAUAACCAAUGAGGUCAUCAUUUCUUAUGAAGGAGAGCACACGGUAAUCAACCAAGAUCAUCUCAAGGUGGAGCAGGCUGAUAUUCUGCCAACAGAGAUGGUGUUUACGAUUAAAGAACCUCCGCGUCUCGGACACGUGGUCAGGCUGACAAACAGCUCGGACGGCGCCGCCUCGCCCGUCCUCGACUACAUUCACUCCUUCACUCAGGAGGACAUUGAUCAGGGACACAUUCUCUACGUGUCUGCAUCCAUCCAGGGCAGAGACACUUUCCGAGUUGAUGUCAGUAACGGCUUCACCUCAGUGGAGGACCUGCGCGUCGCCGUGGACGUCGUCCCGCAGCUCAUCCCCCUCCAGACCUUCAACUUCACCGUGAAGGAGGGCCUGAGCAAAGUCAUCAACACGGCAGUCGUCAACAUCUCGCAUCCCUUCUACACCUCUGCCAACAUUGAGUUUGUUGUGGACGAGGCGCCGGAGCACGGGGAGAUCCGCUACGUGGAUGGAGACGAGCUGCCUUACUUCUCCUGGGAAGACAUAAAAUCUGGACACAUCUACUACAUGCACGACAGCACGGAGAGCACGGAGGACAGCUUCACGCUCUCCGCCUCGGCCUACGAGAUCGAGCGCCGCAGCGUCCCUGUCACCGUCUUCGUCACCGUCAUCCCGCUCAACGACGAGCCGCCCAGACUGACGCGCAACACGGGACUGGAGGUUCUGGCGGGCGAGGAGGCCGAUAUCACCUCCAGCAUGCUGAGCACCGAGGACGCCGACACCGCCCCCGACGAGCUGGUCUACCACGUGGAGAUGGAGACCAACGGCGUGGUGGCGCUGAAGGAGGCGCCCGAGGACGGCGUCCUCAACUUCACGCAGGCGCACAUCAACAACGGGGAGGUCAUCUUCAUCCACGAAGGUGAAGAGUCUGGCGGCUUCAGUUUCACUGUGACAGACGGCGAGCACACGUCUCCCCUCUACCGAUUCGUCGUCACGGCCCGGCCUCUCACCAUCACCAUGGUAACGCAGGAGGACCUCAUGGUCUUUCCAGGAACCAGGCAGCAGAUUACGAGUGCCAACCUGGGAGCCGUGACCAACGAGGACGGGAACGAGAUCAGCUACUCGCUCGUCCGCCCGCCUCGUCUGGGGAGGCUGAUCCUGGCCAACGACAGGAACCAGUACGAGGAGAUCAACCAGUUCUCACAGACUCAGCUGGAGGCAGGGGCCGUCUACUACGAGCAUCAGAUCCCCGAGGAGCCGUUCUGGGUGGUGAGGGACUCCGUGGAGCUCACGCUGUCGUCCCAGCCGGCUCCAGAUGUGCGCCACAUCCUGCCCAUCACCGUCUCUUACUACGCUGCUCACCGAAACAUCUCGUCCCAGCUGUGGAAGAACAAAGGCCUGGAUGUUGUGCAGGGCCAGAGGAAAACCAUUGACAUGUCCAUUCUGGAUGCCUCCAACCUUCUGGCGAGCCUGCCUGAAGAGAAGCGAGACGACGCGGAUGUGGUCUUUGAGAUAAAGCGAUUUCCGGAUCACGGUCGGAUCACCCUGGGUGGUCAGGAUCUGCCCCGCAAUGCCCCGUCCUUCAUGCAGGAAGAUGUAGCUCAAGGAAAACUGGAGUACCUUCACGACGACUCAGGCGCUUCCUUCGACAGCUUUUCUUUCAGGGCCCGUCUGAAGACGGACGGCCGCGGUGUGCCCUCGCCUGCCGAGUCCGUGGUUCUGGAGGAGAUCUUCAACAUCUCCAUCAAACGGCGGGGAUCUGACCCUCCUGAACUUGUCACGAUGGACUCGCUUCUGGAAGUUCUUCAAGGCUCCAUGACCACCUUGACCCAGAAACAUCUCAACACCCAAGACGAAGACAGUCCACCAGACGAGGUGCACUUCAGAGUGACCAAAGCGCCGCGCAAUGGUCAACUUGUGAACGUGCGCACCAUGGAUCCGCUCUCUGAGUUCACACAAGAGAUGGUAAAUCACGGGGAGGUGGGUUUCCACAGUGACGACAGUCUCACAGGUGGCUACGUUGAAUUCAUCUUGUCAGAUGGAGAACACCAAACAGAACCAUACACGCUGCACAUCGGCAUCCUGGCUCGCACGCUCGUUCUGGACAAAGCCCCUGAGAUCAAGGUGAAACAGGGCGACGAUGAGACCCUGCUCACAGAAGAGAUGCUAAAAGCCACCACAGGCGGCCCCGUUGAGGAGGACAUCCUUUACAAAAUCACAAGUGUUCCUAAGUAUGCAGCUGUCAUGGUGGACCGGCUGCCUACGUCUGCUUUCACCCAGAAACUGAUUCAAGAAGGCAGAGUCAGCGUCCGUUUUAUCAAGUCCACUUCGCCUCGAGACAGUGUAGCAUUUGAAGCUCGGAGUAAGGCUGCUAAUGUCUCCUCUGUUCUCAACAUCACCGUGCAGCCUCUGGCCAACAUUGCCCAGAACCCUCUUCUGCCUCAGGGCACGCUUGUCCAACUGGACAGGAAGCUCCUGGAUGCUACACCGCUGGCCAACAAGACCAGGACCUCCCCCAGCUUCUCCGUCAUCCAGCAGCCUCGAGGGGCUCGUUUUGUGAGGUCCGGCGGUCCCGAGGCAGGCCAGCCUGUGGACUCGUUCAGUCAGAAAGAACUGGAUGAGGGCCGCGUGGCAAUGGAAAUCCUUGACGGCUCCUCCGGAUCACGUGGCACUUCCACACACGAUGAGGCCCGCUUCCUGCUCAAAGCCAACGGGGUCCCUCCUGCAGAGUGUGUGCUUUCCUUCAAGACUGGCCCGUACAAUGCAUCUGGAGUUUACCCCGCAACUCUCUUGAGGCUUCCAUCAGACGUCCCCAAGGACAUUCCCAGUGUAGCCACUCCAGCCGGCCCUCACUGGGGGGGCCGGCCUUAUGGCGAUGGCACCACCGCAGCACCCUCUGACCCGGGCUCCCAUGGAAAAGCAGUUUCCCGGAACUCCAACUUCUGGUCCAUUCUCAUCCCCAUCCUGGUAGUCCUCCUCCUCCUCCUGCUGGCGGCCAUGUUGGCCUACUACCUGAUCCGAAAGAACAAGACGGGCAAGCACGACGUCCAGACGGCAGGGUCCAAGCCGCCCAAAAACGGAGAGGUGGCUGGCGCAGAAACCUUUCGCAAAACUGACCCGGCCAACAACAUCCCCAUGUCCAACGUGAACUCCAAAGACGCAGACCCGGAGUUGUUGCAGCACUGUCGGACAACGAACCCGGCGUUGAAAAAGAACCAGUACUGGGUCUGAAACACUUUGAGAUGGGACACAGAGGGAGGUUGAUCCUCUAGUGUUUGGAAGAAGAAGAAGAAGAAAAAAAAUCAUUCCUCUCAGUAUUAAAGACCUCUUGCCACAGCAGUUUAAAUGAUAGAAAUUUCUGGAUGCAAUUGUUUUACUUAUCUCAGCAUAACUGUGGACAGACUCUCAGGCAACGAAACACUGAAUACUGAUUGGCAAAGAAAGAGGCAGUUUCUUAUCUUAGGAGGUUUGUGCCAUGUCUAUUUAUUUUAGUUUCAUCAUUCCGUUGUCGAAGGGCACAAAUGAAGACAUAAACAUGCUUUAUGUUUGCAACAAAAGAGAAAGGUAUUUUGGGUGUGCUCUCUUAUUGUAUUCCAUAUGAUAUCAUAGGCCAAUAUUAUUCAUUUGAGUGGAUAAGUAAGUUGGAGUUAUGGUUCUUGUUUGUUUUGGUUUGGGGUUCAUCGGAAAAGUUGAUGAGUUUGUACUUAAGUGAAGUGAAGAUACGUCAUAUUAGCAAGAAGAUGACAAACUGCCUCUUUGUGUUUUCUAUUGAUUUUUCACUUUUUUAAAGGUACCAUCAUGUGUCGUUUCUCAGGGGUAAAUUCAGUUUAAAGGUGAACAUUCACAUUUAGAAAACAUUGACUUUCUUUCUGAGGGAUGGAUCAGGAUCGGUACUACUUUCAUAUCUGCUGAUGCAUCCACUUGAGGAACAUGGUUCACUGUCCAUUUCCAGAUGAAGGGUUUAUGUUGUUUUGAGCUUUUCAGCUAAACUAAGCUGAUGGUUUUCUGACUAAACAUUUAUGUUUGACCAACAGAAAUGUGAGAACCAUCAGCCUUUUUCAUGCAACACUUUACAAGAGAGCAAAUAAGCUAUUUUUCCUAUUAUUUUGAAAUCCU